Molecule: messenger RNA, 885 nt
Organism: Lotus japonicus
Lineage: Eukaryota; Viridiplantae; Streptophyta; Magnoliopsida; Fabales; Fabaceae
Exons: 1
Coding region: 1-885 (294 amino acids)
Molecular function (GO): catalytic activity
Source: RefSeq, a predicted model, not a curated record
AUGAAAUCUACGGGUUUUGAUGGUUCUUUUGUGGUGGAAGCUGUCGGCUUUUAUGGUGGGAUUUGGUUACUUUGGAAUAAACAGUGGGGGUCUAUUGAUAUUAUUUCUUCUCACCGUCAGCUUGUCCAUACUCGUAUCACUCCGAGAGGUGCUGGUUCUAGUAUGCUAGCUACUUUCGUUUAUGGGAGCCCUAACGUGUCAGCUAGGUACCUUCUUUGGCGAGAGCUCAGACACAUUGCUGCUUCUAUCUUUGAGCCCUGGGCGGUAGUUGGUGACUUUAACUCUUACCUUCAUGCCUCAGAUAAAGUGGGUGGCGGACCACCUAACCUCCUCUCCAUGAAUAAAUUUCGUGACUGUAUUGUUGAUUGUUCCCUUUCUGACAUUGGCUUCAAAGGUCCCCCUUUUACCUGGGAGGGCAGAGGGGUGAAGGAACGAAUCGACUGGGCUUUGGGUAAUGAUCGUUGGGUCACCUCCUUUCCUACCUCCUCUGUGUUGCACCUCCCCAAUUUAAAAUCAGAUCACAAGCCUCUCUUAAUUAGAUUUCGUGAAGACCCAAGUGAUGUCUCUCAACGUCCGUUUCGUUUCUUAGCUUCGUGGCUUACUCAUGCAGGCUUUCCUAAAUUGGUUGAGGAUGCUUCGAGUGAUCACGGUAAAUGGCCCCCCUCUUCUGCGGCUUUUCGUGAAGCGGCAACAUCUUGGAAUAGUGAGGUUUUUGGCGAAAUUGGCCGGCGCAAAAGGAAGCUUAUGCGGAGGUUGGAAGGUAUAAACAACAAGCUUCAUAUGCUGAGUAUCCCUUACCUGGAAAAACUGCAAAAAAGACUUUGGGAGGAGUACUACAAAGUGCUGAUGCAGGAAGAGUUACUUUGGAAGCAAAAUCUCGGGUAG